Messenger RNA from Punctularia strigosozonata HHB-11173 SS5, 1426 nucleotides. Its product is annotated as sodium bile acid symporter family protein. Lineage: Eukaryota; Fungi; Basidiomycota; Agaricomycetes; Corticiales; Punctulariaceae. Gene Ontology annotation, cellular component: plasma membrane. The record is from RefSeq and is a predicted model, not a curated record. The coding region runs from base 30 to 1277 and encodes 415 amino acids. The transcript is spliced from 3 exons.
CCUCAAAUCCUGUCAAAUCCCGCGAGGCCAUGUCGCAGCCAGUUCAGAUGCGAUCCGCGACGACGUCCGCGACGCCCACCAUCGCGGAGCGCCCUCGACCAUGGUACCGAAAACUCCUCGCGGCCGCGCUCUGGUUCGCCAUGGACCAAUGGUUCCUGAUCAUGGUCGGCAUCCUCAUCAUUAUCGCGUCCCAGGUUCAAGUCCCCGCUGCGCAUCAGUCCAUCAAGAGCGAGGUCAUCAGCUACCUCUGCGUCGCGAUCAUCUUCCUCAUCACCGGCCUGACGCUGCCCACCAAGAUCCUCAUCGCGAGCGCGUCUAGGAUAUGGUUGCACCUUUUCGUGCAGUCCUUCUGCUUUCUGUUGGACUCGGCGAGCGUGUUUGCGGUGGUGUCGAUCAUAGGGACGAACCACCAUUUCAUGGACGGCGGGUUGAUGGUCGGCCUCAUUUUUAUGGGAUGCAUUCCUACUACGAUAUCAUCGAACGUCGUCAUGACCCGCGCCGCGCACGGAAACGACGCCAUCACCGUCGUCGAAUCUACUCUCGGAAACGUCCUCGCACCCUUUCUUACCCCGCUUCUCAUCAAGAUGUACCUCGCGUGCGACGCAUGGUGGACCCACGCCGUUCCGCCCUCGGCAAGCGACCUCUCCGACCUCUACCGGCGCGUCUUCAAGCAGCUCGGCCUAAGCAUGCUCGUCCCCCUCUUCGUCGGGCAGCUCGUUCAAAACGCCUUCCCCGCACCCGUCAAGAAAAUCAUGACCGGGUACAAAGUGUCCAAGCUCUCGAGCUUCUGUCUGCUCGUCAUCAUCUGGUCCACGUAUGACAAGGGGUUCGAGACCGGCACCUUCACCUCCGUCCCGGGGUCGAACAUGAUCCUCGUCGUCUUCGUCUCCGUCGGCUUCUACCUCCUUUGGCUGGCCCUCUCCGUCGUCCUAUCCAGGCUGCUCCGAUUCAGCAAGCGCGACACGAUCGCGGUCGCCUACUGUGCCCCGGCGAAGACGCCGGCGAUGGGUGUCCCCCUCGCGAACGCGAUGUUCGCCCACCUCGACGGCGUCACCGCGUCCAAACUCCAGAUCCCCCUCGUCAUCUUCCAGGGACUGCAGAUCGCGGGUGGCAGUAUAAUGACCAUUCCGUUCCGGAGGUGGGUCAGAGACGAGGAGGAGCAGGCUAAGUUGCAAGCCGCCGCCGACCGCACCAGCGAGACCACGGGCAACGAUCAGGACGCUCCUGUUGGCGACAUCGAAAAGCGGGGUGAAACACUGUCAGACGCAAAGCAAUGAUGAUCUUCCUGCAUGCCGUAACGUUCUCCUUGGAUCGCAUUUAGAGAACCUUAAUCUACGCUAAUCUGUUAUGCUCACGUCAACACUCUAACGCAUGCUUAUCGAUUCGUCACCUGUGUACAGUCUCAUCUGAAAAAUGCAGCUCCUUC